Molecule: messenger RNA, 7556 nt
Organism: Mercenaria mercenaria
Lineage: Eukaryota; Metazoa; Mollusca; Bivalvia; Venerida; Veneridae
Product: DNA topoisomerase 2-binding protein 1-A-like
Exons: 42
Coding region: 156-5228 (1690 amino acids)
Biological process (GO): mitotic DNA replication checkpoint signaling; mitotic G2 DNA damage checkpoint signaling; DNA replication initiation
Source: RefSeq, a predicted model, not a curated record
GUAACUGUACCGAAACGCACGAAUUCAAACAUAAGGACUGGCGCGGAAAAACUGUUUUCUGCUGUCAAAAUCAGUACUUUUGUCUCUCUUUACCUAUGAAUCAAAUUGAUUAAAGGUGAACUACAACCAUAAACCUCAUUCAAAUAUAAUGUAAUAUGGGUGAUUUUAAAGUGCGUUGUGUGAAGGUGUUUGGCCAUCAGGAUACACAGAAAUUGAUUGAAGAGGCUUUCCAGUGUUUAAAAGAUCAGAAAUUGUCACCAGUUUGGUUCAGCGAAGAUGAGUGUUUUACUGUUAAAGAGAAGAAGAAAACUGAAGUGUAUAUAUUUGAUGUGUUCGCUGGUGAUGCUUUUGAACACAUAAGUGGUCUCGGAUCAAGAAUUCUUGGACCAAUGUGUGUUAUUACCUCCCUUGCAUGUAAAAAGGACAUACCCCGUAGAACAAAACCAAUAUACAAUCUUGCCAUGAAGGACAUUACUGUAUGUUGCACAAAUAUUGACAAAGAAAUUAGGGAUGGACUCCAUGGAAAGGUUGAGUUUAUGGGUGGAAAUGUUACAAGGGACCUUACUGACGAGGUGACACACCUUGUUGCUGGCACAGUUGGCAGUCCAAAAUACCAUGUUGCUGGCUCACACAACAAACAAAUUAUGCUACCUAAAUGGGUAGAUGAGGUCUGGAAAAAGUCAAAACUUGAAGCUGUACAUGGCAGUGACGAGCAAUUCCAAGACUAUAAAUGCCCAAUAUUCAAGGGUCAAGUGAUCACAGUAUCAGGUUUGAGCUCUUCAGAGAGAACUGAAGCCAAGAAGCUCAUAGAAAAAGAAGGAGGAGUGUACUCUGGAGAAAUGAAGGCGAAGGAAUGCACACAUCUCAUCACAAAUGAUCCAAAAGGCCAGAAGUAUAAUUUUGCAUUGAAAUGGGAGAUUCAUGUGGUACGUUCAGAGUGGUUGUAUGAGUCGAUAGAGAAGGGGUACUGUCAGGAUGAGAAGAAUUACCCUGUGGACAAUUCAGACAAUGAUAGACGACAUAUGAAAACUUCAACUCCAGAAAGGCGAAGUGUAUUAGGGAUGUCAGUGUUAAAGUAUUCAAAUUUCCGCUUAAUGGUAGUAGCAAGCGAUAUGACAGAUAUUAACAACAUCUCGAUGAUUUCUAUGGCACAAGUGAAUGAAACGGCUUGCACAACAUUUACCCGACUAGAGGAUCCUACAUUAAAUCUAGACGUAACAAGGGCCCCAGAGGACUUGUUCCUAGAUGGCUGCAAGAUUUACUUGAGUGGUUUUAGAGGAGCUACCCUAGAAAAACUUCGGAAAAUCAUCAACAGUGGAGGUGGAACUAGGUUUAAUCAGAUAACAGAUAAUUUAACUCAUGUAGUGAUUGGGGAGAGGAUAAGUAAUGAUAUCGACAUGGUGAAAUCCUUAACUAACAGACCACAUACAGUGACAUCCCAGUGGUUGGUAGAGUGUUUCAAACAAGAGAAAUUGUUGGAUGAGACACCAUACUAUAGUCCUGAAAUUGCUCAGCCCACACCAAAAACACCAGAAAUAAAAGGUGUACGCAAGAAGUCACGUGUACCACAGGAAGAAAUGAAACAAAACACAUCCAAGGGAGAUAACAAAGAGGAGGAGGAUAUGCAUGAUAUAAUGAGCCAGUAUCUGGACAACCAGCAGCCCGAUCCUCCAGAUGUAACUAGGUCCAAUGAAACAACUAUAGCUCCACAGGAAAGAGACGAUGAUCUGACACAGGACCCAAACAGCACUGCAGUAAGUGAAGGUGGAAUAUUUUUGGGGAAAAGCUUUGUGUUUUAUGGUUUCAAUGAAGAUAGCAUUCCAGUACUGUCCUCUUUCAUCAAAGAAAAUGGAGGGACUGUGUUGCAGAGUAAUGCACGUAGAAUACCUGACUAUGCCAUUGUGCCAAUCGAUGGUUUCCCAGUAGAUAGAACGGUUAAAGAUAUUGUAACUAAUGCCUGGCUGCAAAUGUGUAUAGAGCAGAAUGUUCUACUGGAUGUACACAAAAACCCAUUAUUUGCGCCUAUUGAGCUCAAUGUGGAAACCCUACCUCUCAAAGACUGUGUUUUAUCUGUCAGUGGUUAUCUGGGAACAGAGAGAGAUUGUCUAGUCAGUAUAGCGGAUGUGCUUGGUGCGAAGACACAAGAUUACUUUGUUCGUCAAGCCAAGAAUGAUUUAUUACCAAGCACUCACCUAGUCGUUAAUGCUCCAGAGGGGUCCAAAUAUCAAGCUGCCAAAAAAUGGGGUAUACCAGCUGUUUCAAAACUAUGGAUUCUUGCAUGUGCAAAGUCGGGAAGAAAAGAAAAAGAAGAAAUAUUUCUAAUAGAUAACUUAGCAGAUGAUAAUGUAAAUAUCAGUUCUUUGACAGUGAAACCAUCUACUGAUAAAAAUAUAAACCAGUCUUUGCAAAAAGACAACCAGUCUAGAAAAUCAUUAAAAGAGAACCAGUCUGAGUCUUCCAAGUCCAGAAGAAGUGGAAAUCUGAAUGAAAAUGGUGCUAAUAUUAAUGAUAAUGAUAAAAAGAUUGCUCAAACUAAAUUUGAUGAAGCAGAAAAUGAUCUGAAUAGCCAAACCAAAAGACAAAAUGCAGGAAUUGAAACCAGUCAAAGAGACUUCUCCACUAUGGGAGAUACAGAAGCUAUUCUAGCAGGAUUAAAUACUCAAGGAGAACUGGACACAGUCUGUGAUAAAAGCAAAACCUUAAAUAUACAACCUGAUGUAACUGUCAGUACUGAAAAUAAUGUUUCAGACAGAGGUGAAAACAUUACUAUACAUACAGAAAAAAAUGUGUUAACUACUGAAAGAGAGGUUUUAGAAAUUGAAAAGGAAGAUAAUAUUAUUGAUGAACAUGAAGAUCAAGAUGCUGCUUCCGAUCAUGAUGAUGAUGAUGAUGAUGAUGAUGAAGUUGUAUUUGUAAAUAAAAACCUUGAAAGUGCUAAAAAUGAAACAAAGAAAGCAGAAACCCCACCUCUAACAAGAUUUAAGAGGAAGCUAGAGAAAAAUCCAGCUAGAAUAGGAACACCAGCAUUAACCAAAGAAAGUGCACGUGAUAAGUUGUUGGGUGGGGUGAAGUUGAAUACAGAAUAUAAUGUUUCCAUGGAUACACCACCUUUAACAAGAUUCAUGAGGAAGUUGGAAAAGGAGCCAGCAAAACUAGGAACUCCGUCACUGGCAGAGAUGAAUGCUAGGGAAAAACUGAUGGGAAAAGGUUAUCAGAGUGUUCGGACAAUCGAGAGAAAGAAGAAACAGGACGAGCAGAGCCAGAGCCAGAAAGAAAACAUGGAAACACCCGUACAGAGCAGAGUUAAGGAACUACAGAGCAAGGCGGGAGUUUCAGUAGACAAAGAUACACCAAGUAAAUUUCUGAACCCAAAUGUGAGAUACUUACCAAAAUUUGACACAGAGGAAUUACUGAAGUCUUUUGAAACCCCAGAAGCAGAGAGAGCUGCCAGAGGCAGGAAAAGAAAGGAUAGCCUUGAUGAUGACGAGCUACAUGAGCUUGCUGUGAGUAAAGCUACAAAAAAACUUGCAGAUUUGAGGGAAGCUCGACUUCAGGGAAACUUUCCAGCAUCACAGGCUGCUACUGAUGACCCCAGUGAGAUGCACGAGUUAAAUGAGGAACCUUCCACAGUACUUCGUGGAGUUGUCAUAAUUGUUGGAAAGAGAUUGACAAAGGACCAGGCAGAACUGCAUGAUCUUGUUGAGUUAUUGGGCGGCGACUAUCGGUGGAACUAUGAUAAAUCCUGCACGCAUUUCAUUUUUCAGGGACGUCAAAAUGAUACAGUUAAAGAAUUUAAACAUGCAAAGACAAUCGGUAUGAAGAUUGUAUCUCCACAUUGGCUCUAUAUGUGUAGAGAACAGAAUGCAAAAGUUGAUGAGAGUCUGUUUCCACACACAUUCAAUCCUAACUUAUCUCUGUCUGUCGUAUCAACACGAAGAACACCUUUGAGAACACCACGCAGCACUCGACGGUUAGCACGCCCCGGUAGUAAAGCAGAAAACCCACCUCCACCAGCUAUGCAGCCUAUAGUUAUACCAGGUGAAGAUGAAGAUGUUGGUAACAAAGGGUCUAAGGAGGACCAGCUGAUACACCAAAGCAAGUCCCAGAAAAAGAUUACUGAAGUAUGUUUUAGGUUAGAACAGGCAAAGCUAGCCCAUAAACUAGAACGUGCAAACAGUCCAACCCAGGAAGUUGGCGGCAUGUACGACCUUAACGCUGAAGAUGCUCAGUAUUCUGAAUCAGAAGGAGAGAUGGAAGUACCCAUACCACCAUUUGGAGAACAACAGCAGGUUCAAGAGAAGACCACACCAAAACCCAGUGGUAGCAGUAACAAUAAAACACCAACUCCAGAGGGACCAUCUAUAACAUUUCCAACCUCAAAUAAAUCAGGCAAGGUGACCCCACCAAAACCUGUUGAGGUGGAACAUGAACAGCAACAGCCAGAGGCUGUACAGAAAUCACCACCUGUGUUCAUAAUGUCAGGAAUGUCUGUGCCAGAGCGUGAUGAUUACGGAGCCCUAGUGGAGCAGCUGGGCGGCACAGUACUAGAUACCCAGAUGUAUGAUGAUAAAUGUACACAUCUUGUUAUCAAUAAAGUGACAAGGAAUGAGAAAUUCCUGGCUAGUUUAGCCUCAGGGAAGUGGGUGCUGCAUAAAUCCUACUUUGAAGCCUGUAGGCAGGAACAAAGAUUUGUAGAGGAGGAUUUCUAUGAAUGGGGUAGUGAGGGCACAUUGAGUCUUGUAAAGAAUAUGGAAUCUAAUGUGAGAUUGUUAGCAGCUGCUGCACGAGACUGGAGGAUGAAAAUUCAGGAAGAAAAACUGAAAUCUCCUACAAGUUAUGGUGCAUUCUGUUCAUGGCGUGUGUUGUUAAACUGUGAUAAAUCAAGAGAAAGUAACUACAGAAGACUUCUUGUAGCAGGGGGAGCAACUGUGAUGAAUAUGAAACCUCCGUAUUCUGGAAGGAUUGAUGCUACACAUGCUCUCUUAGAGUUACAUAAAGUUCCGUUACAACAAGAAGACAUUGAGAAGCUGAUCUCUAGUGACUGUUUGUGCUUGAAACCAGAAUAUAUCAGUGGAUUCCUUUGUAAUCCAAACGUUGAUGUUACCGAUUACACGCCACCGGAAAUAUCAGCGCUGCAGACAGUAAUGGUUGAAGAAAGUGAGAACACUGGAAAGAAGAGGAAGGCAUCAAGCAGUAACAUUUCACUGAAAAGGAGUAAAAGGAAAUAGUACAACACAGACAGGCAUUGUGGGACAUCAAAACUGAGAUAGAUGGAGAAAAAAGGGAGAUAACCAGGGAGUACUGCUAAUGAUCGUCUUCUACCUGUAAUAGUUGUAAUGGUGACCAGUUGUGACAGAUUCUUUACAUUGGUUACAGCUUAACUUACAGUAAAAUUUGAAAAUAGGCAAUAAAUCUUUUGUUCUUAUGUGGCCUAAAUCGGUUGUUAGACCUUUGGUAUUGGCAAGAUAUAAUAUUAAGAUAAAAAGGUGACAUGUUUAAAGGACUUCAAUAAGGAAUUUACAAAACAGUUGCAUUUGUUAGAAAUUGAAACAAAUUAUGCAAUAAUAUUAAAAAAUACUUGUAAUAAUAAUAAUAAUUCUUUCCCAAACUGUGAAAAAAAGAUGUCUUCCAAAAUUGAUAUAAAAUGAUAAUCAAUAUAAAUAUAAAAAAAAUCCAAGAAAGUAGAGUUUCUGAUAAGAAGGUGUUUGUAUACACACUGACUUAAUAUUUUUAUACCUUGGAGUUCAUGUAGUGUUUGAUUGAUCCAUUCAUCAAUCUUUCUUUUGUAACUCCAAAUGAAACUUUGUAUACAUAAUCAGUGUGAAGUGGAGGUGCUCAUUUUUGUGAACUUUUUGACUUUUCAGGGGAGAUGCAUUUCAUUGCUUUUGACUUUAUAUUUUAUUCUAUCCAGCAUUAUCAGGGAGCAAUGUAUGUAUCAUACUAUAUUAACAUCAUUCUAAAAAUGUUCUAAGUUCAUUGUACCACACUCUUUCAGACAUCUUCAGACUAAAAUGGAAAGGAAAGAAACAUUAAUAAGUUGGAUCCUAUGUUGCAUACUGCCAAUCCUAUAUUUCUAUUUUUUUAUUAGAGAUUUUUUCUAUAUAUUUAAGGACCUUAAGCUGAUAUAUUUCCUAUAAUUACAAAUCAGCAAAUCUUGUCAGUAUUUCCUUACUGUCUCAUGAUAAGAGAGGAAAGUUCUGUGACUCAAAAUUGUUGCCCAUGCUGCGCUUGUUUAUGUUUAACCUUUAGCCUGCUGGUGGCAAGUGGUUCUGCCUUUGUCACCAGUGCAGACCAAGAUCUGGUCUUCCAUGGUCUGCCCUGUUGGCUAUCCAGUCAAUAAAUUUUCGGUGAACACCCCUUUGAAUAAUGAAUGGUAUUUCCCAGAUUGAAUGAUGGACCUGUCCAUUUAAGAAAUUUAGCAGGAUAACGGUUAAGAUUGUAUUACUUUACCUCUGGAUAAUAGCAAACUUUUGAACCUUUGACAACUCUUGUUCAUAACAAUUCCUUUUUCUCCCUGUAUCUUUUGAAGACAAUUUUUGACAACCUUGCUUGUGUCUUAUUUAGUUGAAGUUUUUUUUAGGUUAUUUUGAUGUAAAAUUAAGUUUUAUUGAAUGUCUAUAAGUGGCUUCAGGCAAUUUAAGAUACAUGUUACACUAUGACCACUUAAAUAUUGCCAUGGUGUUUUUUUUUCACAGGGAAAUAACACUUCAAAGUGUUAAAAAGUUUUAUAUCACCUCAAGCAAAUUUUUGUGAUAGUUGUGGAUUUUAACUUUGAAUAAGGUGAUAUGUAUCUAUAUAAUAUUCUUUUUAAAAAAUUAUACUUUGGUCACACUUUAUAAGUAGAGGGAAGUAUUUAAUAACAGAAAUCUAAUUAUAGAUACAGUUAUAUAUGAGCAUGAAAACUUAUGACAGUAUUCCUUUUGCAUGAAAACUGGGAUUUCGUUCAGCUCUUUUGAGAUUAAGGUACAUAGGUGAUCUACUGUGAUCCUGCCAUGACUUCUGUUCCUUUUCAUUAGAUUAAAAUAUAGUGACCCCUGUGUUUAGUAUGGUCAGUUGUCUCUACCAUAUUGUAUAAAGUUACAUGAUAAGCUUUAAGAAAUAUCUUCUUUCAAGAAAGUUUAUGAGUUUUCCUUAAAUAAUUUUCUAUUCAGCACUAAAGCUUAUAAUUGUCUACCACGUUUGUUCAGUAGAAUUUUGAGCAGUCACAGAGGCCCAAAUUUAAACAAUAUAAAAGCAUGUGUUGCAGUAAAAAUAUUUUACUUCCAGCAUAAACUUAGGGUUGUGAGUGCCCCCUAUGGUGAGUGCUUCUGACCUUUUGUGCUUUUUGUUAAGGGAUGCAAACUUAUUUGGUUUUCUUUGGUUCCUAUUUUUAAAGUGCAAAUUAAAGUGAAGUCUGUAGACAGUUCAGUUAUUAUAAUAAACUUGUUUUUGCUCUUUUUGUGCCUUAUUAAGCAAUUGUUUUUUCCUGGAACUGUUUUAUUGCUAUGUUAAUUGUAAAAAUUAUGUAUGAUAUUUUAAUGUUAUGUACAAAAAUAAAAUCAUAUUCAAGUGCUAAA